Molecule: messenger RNA, 7344 nt
Organism: Synchiropus splendidus (mandarinfish)
Lineage: Eukaryota; Metazoa; Chordata; Actinopteri; Syngnathiformes; Callionymidae
Gene: whrna
Product: whirlin a
Exons: 13
Coding region: 477-3443 (988 amino acids)
Biological process (GO): sensory perception of sound; auditory receptor cell stereocilium organization
Cellular component (GO): photoreceptor inner segment; plasma membrane; stereocilia ankle link complex
Molecular function (GO): protein binding
Source: RefSeq, a predicted model, not a curated record
AGUAACGAGAGACGGGCGCUGCUGAUCUCAUCGCGCACCUGAGCUCGGACAGUUCUCUCCGUUUCACCCAUUUCUGGAUCAAAAACUACGCAGGCGCCACACCAAAACGAAGGACGUGUAACUUUUGGCUCCCGCUUUCUUCUGAGAUGCGGCUGUCGGGGAGCUGUUGGAAAGUAUCCGUUCGCUUUUGAACUGCAGUUCAAUGGAGUCGUCGACCCCGUCUCACCUGGAAAUGAGGGGCUAGUGAGAGAGGUGGGGUCCGCUCGGAGCGUUCCUCCAAGCUGCCUUCUGUUUUGACGCAGUUGCUUGAGGAUAAAGUUGAAGGCGGUCAACUUCUGCUGCGGCUGUGAAACCGAGUCGGAGCGGCGCUCAAGCGGACGCGGAGUGGCGGUGUCCUGUGUCAGCAUGGACGUCAGCGGACGCCGCUCGAACCCCGCCGCGGCCGCGCUCUAACCCCGCAGCAGCGUGGCGCCAGCAUGAGCGGCACCGACCUGGAGCGGGUGUCGCUCAGCUCCUCGGCCAACUCGGUGGCUUCCAGCGCCCGGACGCUCUCGGCCAACGUCAAGAAGCUGCACCACGCGCUGAACCUGCUGCUCGACGACUUGGAGAGGGAGCAGUUCAUCCACUGUCUCAACGUCUACCACUCCAAGCGGAACGUCUACGACCUGGUGCAGACCCUCAACGUCAUCCUCAACGCGCCCAGCAAGCGGCAACUCCUGCCCAUGCUGCGGCUGGUCAUACCCCGCUCUGACCAGCUGCUCUUCGAGCAGUACACCUCGGAGGGCUUGUACUUAAAGUCGGAUUUGGUUGCGAGCAAUGGGAGUGCUGAGCCCCCACCGGGGGACCUGCGGAGCCCCAGCCCGACGCCACCCGGCCACUUCUCCCCCAACAAGCCCGGCGAGCUGCAGGUGGCUCUGCGUGGCUCGCCGGACACUUUCAGCACCAGCAGCGAGGGGACAGCUCCCCUGGUCCCGCUGCUGGGCAGAAACUUCAUCCACGAGCCUCCGGGGGAGGUGAGGCAGGUCACCAUGAAGCGGCACAAGAGCAACGAGGGUUUGGGCUUCAGCAUCCGCGGAGGCUCGGAGCACGGCGUUGGUAUUUACGUCUCCCUGGUGGAGCCGGGCAGCUUGGCUGAGAAGCAGGGUCUUCGGAUCGGUGACCAGAUCAUGAAAGUCAACGACAAAGUCUUCGACAAAGUCACUCAUGCUGAAGCAGUGAAGGUGCUGAAGGGCAGUAAAAAGCUCAAUCUGUCUGUGCGCUCAGUUGGGCGGAUUCCUGGCGGCUAUGUCACCAACCAUGUAUAUACAUGGGUCGACCCUCAGGGCAGAAGUGUGUCCCCUCCUCCUGACCUACCUGAGCACCGGAGCGCCACCUUGAGACGGACUGAAAGCCAGCGGCGCAGCAACAUGCAGCUACUUCAAGAAGGAGACGAAAAGAAGGUCAACUUGGUCCUGGACGAUGGCCGGUCACUAGGACUGAUGAUUCGAGGUGGAGCCGAGUACGCCCUGGGGAUUUACAUCACAGGAGUGGACCAAGGUUCAGCAGCAGAGUGUGGCGGACUCAAGUCUCUGCCUGCUCCGCCCCCCACCACCACACCUCAGUGUUCCUUCCCUUCCUCACAGGUAGGAGAUCAGAUCCUGGAGGUGAACGGCCGCAGCUUCCUCAGUAUUCCCCAUGAUGAGGCGGUUCGAGUCUUGAAGUCGUCGCGGCACCUCAUGAUGACGGUGAAGGACGUGGGUCGACUGCCUCAUGCCAGGACAGUGGUGGGGGAGACCAAGUGGAUCACCAGCUCGCAGAUCGCGGAGAGUUCGGCCAAUAGCAGUUUGGCAGGAUUCUCAACAGAGCAUGGAGCAUCAGCUGCUGGAAAGGCUGGGUUUUAUAAAGGCGUAGCAGGCUCGCAGGUGACCCUGUCAAGCCUGGUCAACCAGACGCGGGCCAUGCUGGAAGAACAAGCGCGACACUUGCUGACAGAAUCGGAGCGGCAGACUAUGGGCUACUACGUGGAGGAGUACCGGGACGGACACAUUGGCGUGGAGCAGCUUGUCAUGGCGCUUUUUGAACUGCUCAACACUCAUGCCAAGUUCUCUCUGUUGUCAGAGGUCCGGGGUCUGGUUGCACCUCAGGACCUGGAACGCUUCGACGCGCUCGUUCUUCGGCGAGAAAUCCAGGCUCUGAAAGCUCGACAGGGUGCGACAGCUGGACACCAAACAGACUCUGUAUCGAUGGUGUCGUACCCCGACACAUUGACAUCAUCCGGCAGCUUCAUGACCAACACCACUCUAAGCUCCGCCCGGGAAAGGCUGCUCUGGCUGAUAGACAUGAUGGAGAACGACAGUGCAGUGGAUAGUCAUCAGCCGCAGCCUCCCGAGAGCCUCAACACGCUGCUGCCCGACAUCUCGCUGGACGAGGUUCAGUCCACAUCGGCUGAAUCGCCCCCCACCUUCAAGCCUCCGCCCCCAGCGAGGGUGCAGAGACGCCCGAGCAGAAGAGGCCAGCUUAACAAAUGCCCAUCAUCUGAAUCCAACCACUCAGGCUUGUACUUCACAGCUCCCAGCUCCCAUAAUCGGAGCAAAGAGCCGGGGCACGCGCCUGCCUCCCCCGCUCCCCUCAAACGGGAGCCCCCCAGAGAGCCUUCACGGGAAUAUGCAGCCGUGCGGAAGAGAGAAUCAUCAGCCCCCUCUAAGAGAGAACAAAUCACAUCCCCUCACUUGUCCAUGGUCGGCCAACACCAUAUUGGCCCUUUCCCCAGAGUUCAGUCCCCGAGCAGAGGCAGCAAUCCUGCCUCCCCACCUCCUCCCCCGCCCCUCCCUGCUCCUCCGCCACCCCCUCCAUGUCUGCCAAGGAAGCCUGUGUCCUUAUCCAAAGCCUCCUCCACCUCGUCCCCUCUUGGCUCCAAAUCACAGUUUGUCACUGUGGAGGUUCACAGGCCCAACGCAGAACCAGACGUCAAUGAGGUGCGGCCCCUACCACAAGCACGAGGUGGCACCUUGUCCCAGCUGUCAGACAGUGGUCAGACCCUCAGUGAAGACAGUGGGGUGGAUAUCGCCGAGUCAGGACACAUCAGCAAAGAUAGCAACUCCCAUGCCUCACACUCUCGACACCCUCAGGGGGGCGGAGGGAGCAGCUCUGCUAAACCGCCUGGUCUGCUGGAGCCAACAUCGACGUUAGUGAGGGUGCCAAAGAGUGCGAGCACUUUGGGUAUUGCUAUCGAAGGUGGGGCCAACACGCGCCAACCGCUGCCACGAAUAGUCACAAUACAGCGUGGAGGCUCCGCUCACAACUGUGGCCAGCUCAAGGUGGGGCAGGUCAUCUUGGAGGUGAACGGGACGUCCCUGAGGGGCCGCGAGCACAAGGACGCUGCACGCCUCAUUGCCGAGGCCUUCAAGACCAAAGAGAGGGACCAUGUGGACUUUCUGGUGACCGAAUUCAACGUGGCACUAUAGCUGAGUGAACAGGGAGGAGCAGGAUCCCAUAUAAAGUCAGACUCAAGUGUUCGAAAAUGGCACAAAUAUUAUGCGAGGAGACCUCCGUUUGACCUCUGGGGCUCCCCAGACUUUUCCAUGAAGGUUCCUCUUUAAUCUGAAGGAAUGACCUUUUGUCCUGUUUCAGGAUUCUGCUCAACAUGUUACCUCCCCACUGUGAGACCUUAUGCACUUACCUGUCUGAUCUCUUUUCUUUGCUGUGCUGGUGAUCAAACGUGGACCCGUCACUAUCGCUGGAACUUCUCGUAGCACCCCUCACCUCCCACGAAACUCAUUCAGCGCUUUGUCUGAGUGACACUUAUUAGCUUGAAUUUAUAUAUGUACAAAUGUAGAUACAUACAGAGCCCUAUGUAUCGUGUAUAAUAGUGCGUCUAGAUUAAUCAUCCAACCCAUUAUCUGUGCAGAGAUAUAUAUGUGACAUAUAGCUGCUAUGUUUCCAUAACAUCCAUGACAACUGCUGUUAAAGGAGACGCUUUAAAUGAUGGGUCAUGUCACUUAAAAAUCACUUGACUUCAAGUCCUCUGUGUGUUAGCGGCUAAAGAGGGACGUGUAGACCUGAACCUUGCCUGAGGCUAUCUCAGAUGAACCAUGAAAAGUUAAAGCCAUAUUCUUCUGUCCUUUGGGAAACAUGAGCAAUGAGUUGCCCUUAAAAAUAGAGCUGAGCCAGAGGGCAAACUCAGAGCAUAGUCACAGCCAUGCCUUGCAGAAAAGGAGCCAGUCACAUCGGUCCGAGGAUGGAUAGAAAUUGUUCCGUUGUCAUGGGAAUGUCAUCCGUUUCUCCAGCAUCAGCAGUGACUAGUCACAAAAGCCGUGAAAAAAAAAAAAGAAAUAAAAAAGAUGGCACUGUGACUCCAGAUUUGGCCGGAUGAAUGCGAACAUUUAAGUAGAGAGAUACUUAGUUUUCCCUGUGCAUCUUAUUCUGCUGGCUUGUAAUCCUACUCAGGCUUCCUGGAGCUGCUCUGUCCCACUAUGAAGUCCUGAGGAGGACGAAUGAAGCAUCAAGUAGACCUGCUUUCUGUUACUAUUUGCAGGCAGGCAAUUAGAAGAUAAGCAUGAGUAGUGUAGUGAGAGAUGGAGCUGCAGUGUGUGUGUGUGUGUGUCCUAUGUGGGGUGUAUGGUAGGAUGUUAUUGUUAUUGUGGAGAUGAUUACCCUUCUCUCAGGGGUGUGAGCAGGAUGUUCCAAAGACUCCCUGUCAUCAACAGGAAGUCAUUGAACUAAUUUCAGGGAGUGUGUGCGGGUGGCUGCGCAUGAGUGCGUGAACACGUGUGUGUUCCUGUGCGUUUGUCUGUGAGGUGCAGCUGGAGAAGUGUGUGUUUCUGUGCCCUCAUCUGUCUGACUUUCAUCUCUUUUCAUUUACCACAUACCAAACUCCCACCUCAGUCUGAGAAAAUGAUCACAUGGAAGUUUCCGCUCAAGUGUAACAUGCCUUCACAAUCAAUUUUAUCAAUAUCCUUAUUCAUAUUUUAAAAAAUGUUGGUUGAGUGUAGUGUUUUGGAGAUGUUUGUGGAUGCGUCUGGAAGCAUCCCGAGGGGAUGCAACCGCAGACUUAACUGAGCUCAGAAUAAAGUUUCAAAACCUUACUUUAAUCAAAAAGCACUUAUUAUUAGUGCAUCCAUUAGACUAGUUUGGGAGAUUAAUAUGUCCUUAUCUUAUUCCAUAUCCAUUAAAAAGCUUGAAAGUCAAUUUAGUCUGUUUCAAAUUCUCUUUGUGUCAACAUGCAUUUGCAUUAGCGCACAUGUGCGGCUGAUGUAGAUGAAGAUAAAGGAGAGCUGCGGCGUGUCCUCUCGGAGGAAUUACUCUUCAUUUAAGCAUCUAUUCCCUGGAAGUCGGCGGCGGCGGCUUCAGUUUAAUACGCACUUGAACAUUUCACCUUCCAUUAGUUAUCGGGUUUCUCUGAUGUAUAAACACGGUCCUUUCAAUGGAUGCUUUAAUAAGUCAUCUGCGAGACGAAACUGUGAUAAUGAAUAUGAGGCGUUAAAAUGUAUACAACUUGUGUGUUCCCAACAAGAACUAGGCACUAGUUUACUACUACAAGCUACUGAGCUAUGGAGCCAUCCGUCACACAGGGAGCUAUUGCUCCAAUGUCAUUGACUCUUGGCAUAAUAGCAGUUUCAACACAAAGUUUCAAUGGUAGAUUUGGAAUCACAAACCUACUUCAAUGUUGUUUUUUAUUUUUAUUUUAUUUAUUUUAUUUAUUUGCCACAAACAACCUCAACAAAAUCCAAAAUGUGGAUAUUAAGAUCCUAAAAUAAUGAGGUUGCUUCAUCCUGAGCUCCAAAAUAUUUUCACUGUGAUCUUGAAUGAGCUGAAAACUUAAAUCAACAUGCCCAGUUUUCCCCUCCGAACUGUUAUUUAAACCACUGUGCUAAUAUUAAAUUCCUGAAGGGGCCACAUUAUAUUCUGAUACCAGUGUGAGGGGCCGUCAAAAGACAGAGGGACAGAAGAAAAAGGACAUUAAAUGUAACUAAUUUUUCAUGACAUUAUGUGCUUUGAAUCUGUUAUUUGGUUAUAAAUACACUCUUUGGUUGUAUUUAAAGAAUCUCAAUAUAAAUCCUUAAAAUAAACUGGAGGGAAAGGGUGGUUUUUCCUAGGUAUUUUGAAAUAGCUUUAAUUAUUUGCUUUUGAGGGACGAAAACUACUGUUAAAAUAGGCAUCACUCUUUCGACAAAUCCAAUUGAGCCUCCAUGAGUUUCUAUUCCUAAGUUUAAAAAUAAUGACCAACGAUAAACAUACAAUGUCUUUCGCUGUUUUCAACUCUGACUGAAGUUUGCAAACCUUUGAAUGUGGAGUAUGUUUGUUCUCAUGCGUGACUUGUCUGUAGGCGUGUGUGUAUGUCCCUCCCACCCCGUCCCAGAAGCAGCUGUGAUAGGUUCUCACAACACAGAAACAUUAUGACAAAGUGAACUAGUUCAGCGGCACAGCACAGAUUACGAAAAAUAAUGUUCUUUUUUUCCUUGUAUUACAACUCUAUGUCAGAUCUAACCUCAAAAUGCAAUCAGUUCUGAGAAAACAAACCGCAGUACUUGCAGGUGUGUGUGACAUGAAUCCAAAACCUUCUCUCAGCUCUUGCGGUUAAGAGAUCCAGAAAGCGACCGACGCUGCUCAUGAUGUGGUUGGAUGAUGCUUAGUCCUUCUCUUAGUUUACUGCGGCUGACCUUCACCCCUGGUGUAGACGCCGGUAUAUGGGGCAUCUGAUGCAAAGUGUUCCUUCAUUUAAACAAGAAAAGUGAUUCUCCCCCUUAUUUGGACUGAACUUUAUUGCCUUUUUUGACCUCUAUUCAUCUGUCAUGAUCAGUCUAUUUUCAGCUGACAAUUCUUAGUAACCUGAGUAGGAAGUUCAGUCCACUUACUCACUGCUUUAGCAAGUUCCUGACACCGAAUCCCUCUGUUGUAGCUCACUCAGGUAAAAUGUAGAUAUUGUAAAUAUGAAUUGCAGUGGUUGAAAAUGUUGAGUAAAAUCCUCCCAGCUACCAAGAAGCAUCAUCAUUUUGGGUCAGAAUGGACAAGGCUUUGGUUUGAGCUAUUUUUGUGAAGUCUGCGUGAGAGCGGGAUGAUGGAGGAAAACGGUGCCCACCGCCGACAGCGUCAUCACUCAAACCAUGAGACAGAAAGCUGCCGGCCUGCUCUCCGAUGAGACAGCAGAGACAUUAGUUGAAAUUGCGAUGCCCAAAAAUGUUCAUGCCGCCCACCCUAAGUAAAGGUCAGAUUCAUAAGUCGUGGACUCGAGCGUGCCUCCUGCUUUACUCGCCACGACUCUGGACUUUCUUCUCCUUUUGCUUUGCCCUGUGUGUCUGCCUAUUCUUCUGCUGCCUGCUCGAGCUGAUCAGGAGUGUUGUACAGCGACAUGAUAUUUAUACAGAA